Molecule: messenger RNA, 1902 nt
Organism: Brassicogethes aeneus
Lineage: Eukaryota; Metazoa; Arthropoda; Insecta; Coleoptera; Nitidulidae
Source: the annotation of a GenBank genome assembly
AAUAUUUUGUUUACCUUAUGUAAUUAAAAAUGCGUAUUUUCGCUAAAUUUAAAGUGAUUUAUUAAUUAAAUGUCGUCCAAAUUGAAGUUGUACUUGGGCAGAAAGGUUCUAGAUUGUGUAAAUAAACCCAAUAUAUCCAACCUGCAAAAUGUGAUACAAGUAGAAAAUAAUACUAAAAGUGGUAAUGUAAACUUGAAGUUGCCUUUAGUUUGUUUGGAGGCUCAAAUUGGUUCGAGUGAGAUACCAAAAUUACUAAAAAUCCAACCGGAUGAUAUAAUAAAACAGCUUAAAAUUGAGAAUAAGUGCAUAACAUUCGAAAUUGAUAAAAAAUUGUUUAUUGCGGAUGUUAUUGAGAGUUGUGCCAAUCCAGAUUUAAAUUUAGACAAUGAAAAAAUUGUUGUGGAAUAUAGUUCUCCCAAUGUGGCAAAACCAUUUCAUUUGGGGCAUUUAAGAAGCACAAUAAUCGGGAAUUAUAUUGGGAAUAUAAAUAAGUUUUUAAGGAACGAUGUGACCAGAAUUAAUUAUUUGGGGGAUUGGGGGACCCAAUUUGGUUUUAUUAAAGUUGGGGUGGAGGAUUUAAAAUAUACUUCCGAAAAUAUUAAAGAGAAUCCUAUAAAGUUGCUGUAUAAAUGUUAUGUCCAUGCGAAUAAAUUAGCAGAAAAAGAUCCAAAUAUAUUGGAGAGGGCUAAAGUGGAGUUUGCAAAGUUGGAGAACGGUUCAAUUGAGGAUAUUAAAAACUGGAGAGUUAUUAUAGGCUAUACUAAAGAUGAACUUAAAAAAACCUAUGAAAGAUUAGGCGUGCAGUUCGAUGAAUACAACUAUGAAUCUAUGUACGGUUCAAAAGAUAUACAGGAUGUUAUAGACAUAUUAAAAAACAAAAAACUCCUCAUCAAACAAAAAGAUGGCAAAGAAACUAUAAAAAUGAACGACAAAAACAUUACAAUCCUCAAAAGCGAUGGCUCUACUCUCUACUUAAGCAGAGAUAUAGCCGCUGCAAUGCAUAGAUACAAGAAAUACAACUUCGAUAAAAUGUUUUAUGUGGUUGAGAAUGGCCAACACGACCAUUUUAGCGCGUUAAAACACGUUAUCAAAGAAAUGGGAUGCAAAUGGUCUGACAAGUUGACGCAUGUUAAAUUUGGUAGGAUCAGGGGGUUGAGUACAAGGAAAGGUACUGCGGUUUUUUUGAACGAUAUUUUGGAUGAGUGCAGGGAGCUUAUGAUUCAAAAACAAGUAUUAUCGCCAAAUACAAAGGUUCCCAUAAGCGACGAUAGAAUUUCGGAUAUUUUGGGCAUUUCUUGUGUUAUUGUAAACGAUUUGAAGCAGAGGCGACAAAAGGAUUAUGAAUUUGACUGGGACAGGGUUUUGCAGGUUCAAGGAGACACGGGAGUGAAAUUCCAGUACACUCACUGCCGAUUAUGCAGUUUGGAGCAAAAUUCAGGUGCAACUCCUGCUAAAGUAUGCGUCCCUGAAGCACUAGACGAACCUGAAGCAUUAAUUUUACUGAAGCACCUUGCCAAAUUCCAAGAGGUUUUGCUUGCUUCACAAGAACAGCUGGAAGCUUGCAUUUUAGUCAACUAUUUGUUCCAUUUAUGUAAUCACAUAAGUAAGGCUCUAAAAGUGCUCCAAAUAAAAGGAGCAAAUCCAGACAUAGCCUCACAAAGAUUAUUACUCUUUAAUACAUCCAGAGAGGUUUUGAAAAAUGGGAUGAAUAUCUUGGGGUUGCAACCUUUAAAUCAAAUGUGAUGGAUUCAAUAAAGAGUUUUUUAUUGUUAAAACUAUUUUUUAUUUAUUUAUUUAUUUACAAAACUUAACGUUUCUUCCAUGUGAACUUUCUUCUAGCGCCUUGUUGACCAGGCUUCUUCCUUUCUCUGGUACGGUAGUCACGGGUUAGUAAACCAGCUA